Molecule: messenger RNA, 1852 nt
Organism: Elgaria multicarinata webbii
Lineage: Eukaryota; Metazoa; Chordata; Lepidosauria; Squamata; Anguidae
Gene: KMO
Product: kynurenine 3-monooxygenase
Exons: 15
Coding region: 9-1409 (466 amino acids)
Biological process (GO): quinolinate biosynthetic process; L-tryptophan catabolic process
Cellular component (GO): mitochondrial outer membrane
Molecular function (GO): kynurenine 3-monooxygenase activity; FAD binding
Source: RefSeq, a predicted model, not a curated record
CAAGAGAAAUGUAUACACUUUUCCUGCCUGGUCUAAGAAGAGACAUUGAAGUCAUGGAUCCUUCUGGUACACAGAGGAAAAAAGUAGCUAUUAUUGGGGGAGGCUUGGUGGGUUCUUUAAAUGCUUGUUUCUUUGCAAGAAGGGGUUUCUUGGUGGAAAUUUACGAAAGCCGAUCUGACAUCCGAAGUUCCAAUGCAGCUCGUGGCAGGAGCAUUAAUUUGGCCCUGUCUCACAGGGGACGGCAGGCUCUCAAAGCUGUAGGAAUGGAAGACCAGAUUGUGUCUAAAGGCAUCCCCAUGUGGGCGAGGAGGAUUCACAUGCUCUCAGGCAAGCAAUAUUCAAUUCCCUAUGGAACAAAAAAACAGUAUAUUCUUUCUGUGGAUAGAACAAAUUUAAACAAGGAGCUGCUAACUGCUGCAGAGAAAUAUUCCAAUACUAAACUAUACUUUGGACACAAACUGCUUCAUUGCCAUGUGGAAUCAGGGGUCCUGACCUUUUCAGGAUCAGACCAGAUAGCAAAAGAGGUCAUUUGUGACCUAAUUGUGGGCUGUGAUGGAGCCUUUUCUACAGUUAGGAAGCAGUUUAUGAGGCAAACACGUUUCGAUUACAGCCAAGAGUAUAUUCCUCAUGGAUAUAUGGAACUGAACAUUCCCCCAAAGGAUGGAGAUUUUGCAAUGGAGCCAAACUAUCUUCACAUCUGGCCCAGGAACACAUUCAUGAUGAUCGCACUGCCAAAUCUGGAUAAGUCAUUCACAUGCACCCUCUUCAUGCCUUUUGAAGAUUUUGAAGAGCUCAAAACAGGAGACCAAGUGCUGGAUUUCUUCAAAAUGUAUUUUCCAGACUCAAUUCCUCUAAUAGGAAAGCAAGAACUGAUGCAAGAUUACUUUUUGCUACCAGCCCAGGCAAUGGUAUCCGUGAAAUGCUCAUCAUACCACAUUGACUCUCACUGUGUGCUAAUGGGAGACGCCGCGCAUGCAGUUGUACCCUUCUAUGGUCAAGGCAUGAAUGCUGGAUUUGAAGACUGUCUGGUUUUUGAUGAAUUGAUGAGCCAGUUCAAAAAUGAUCUCUGUGUUUGCCUUCCAGAAUUCUCACAUCUGAGAGUACCUGAUGACCAUGCAAUUUCAGAUUUAGCCAUGUAUAAUUAUGUAGAGAUGCGGGAGCAUGUGAAUUCAAAGUGGUUCAUUUUCCGAAAGCACAUAGACAACUUUCUUCAUGCCCUCUUUCCUUCCGCUAUCAUCCCUCUGUACACUAUGAUCACAUUCUCCAGAAUUCGGUACCAUGAAGCAGUGCAAAGAUGGAAAUGGCAGAAUAAGGUAAUCAAGAGAGGCCUCUUUCUCACUGUGGCGGCAGCAGCACUGAGUAGCAUCUAUCUGCUUGGAAAAGGCGUAAAGCAAAAAACUGAUUUCUAGGUAGGGAACUUGUGGAGAAAGACUCUUAGUCUCAAAUUUUUGAAAAUGUUACACAAGUCCAUUAAACCAUAACAUGUAGAAAGGAAUGCUCAAAGUCUCAGUUAAAGCCUUGCUUUGAAAAUCAGUUCUUUAAAGUAUUCCAAAAGUAAGUGUGUCAUUUGAGAUGAGUGAUGGCGGAUCCAAGAGUUAAAGACCCAUUCAUAUUGUACUCAGUGGGAUUUUUGCCAUGGACUUCAGCAGAACUUCGUUGUCUUCCAGCAUCCUAAAGAAUUGGUGAACAUGUCAUAUAAGCUAGAUUCCCCAUAAGUUUGCUAAUGUAGUUUCUCAAAAGUUAAAAGACACACAUGUAUAAUAUCACCAACUAUUUCUGAAGACUUUUAAAGCUGCCAAAAGGCCAUAAUCCAUCCUAUAGAGAAUCAGCAAUAAACAACAUAUAAAAUUCA